GCGGCGGGCGCGGAGCGCCGGCGGUGAAGAUGGAGCCGCGUCCGCCUGGGACCGAGCCCCCGCUGCCCCGGGGGCCGGGACCAGGGCCCGAGCCAGAGCUGGAACCGGAGCCGGAGUUGGAACCAGGACCGGAGCUGGAACCGGAACCGGAGCCGGAGUUGGAACCAGGACCGGAGCUGAACCUGGAACCGGAGCUGGAACCAGAACCGGGGCCAGUGCUGGACCUAGAACCCGAGCUGGACCUGGAACCGGAGCCGGACCUGGACUUGCAACGGGAACCGGAGCCGGCGCUGGGACCAGAACCGGAGCCAGAGCUGGACCUGUACCCGGAGCUGGAGCCGGAACAGGAGGAGGCAGAUCUGAGCCCGGAGCCCGAGCUGGACCUGGAGCCGGAGCUGGAACAGGAGGCAGAGCUGGGCCCGGAGCUGGAUCUGGACCUCUGGGCCCUUGAUGCCGCCGCUGCCGGCGCGGAGCCGCCGCCCUGGUGCCCGGGGCAGGCCGGGGACAGCCCGGGCCCGGAGGGCUCCGCCGAGCCCCCGCCCGAGGAGGAGCCGCGCCUCCGGCCGGUCUUCGACGCCCUGGACCGCGACGGCGAUGGCUUCGUGCGUGUGGAGGAGUUCGUGCAGUUCGCCACGGCCUACGGCGCCGAGCAGGUAAAGGACCUAACAAAAUACCUGGAUCCCAGUGGGUUGGGAGUUAUCAGCUUUGAAGAUUUCCAUCGGGGCAUCAGAGCCAUCAGAAAUGGAGACCCUGACAGCCAGCUGUAUGAUAUGGGAUAUACCCCCGAGGAGGAAGCCCCGGCCUGCCCCGAUGAGUUUGAUGAUUUCGUCACGUUUGAGGCAAAUGAGGUGACUGACAGUGCCUACAUGGGCUCAGAGAGCACCUACAGCGAGUGUGAGACCUUCACAGAUGAGGACACCAGCACCCUGGUGCAGCACGAGAUGCACGACGAGGUGGAGACCGACAGCGCCAUCGACUCCGCCGUGCACUCGGAGUUCACCGAUCCCAUCGAGGAGCCGGAGCAUGGGUCCCACCCCCACGAGCUGGCCCUGGGCUCCGAGCUCAGCCACUCCAUUGUCACCGUCAUCAGCGGGGAGGAGCAUUUCGAGGAUUACGGGGAGGGCAACGAGGCCGACCUGUUCCCAGACCCUUUGUGUAAUGGGGAAAGCAGCUUUGGCAGCUCCUCCUUCCUCUCUCCCAGCACCAAUCCCCUCGCUGCCAAACUGCACAGCAUUCUCGCAGAUGAAGCUUUUGAGUUUUACUGUAGCCAGUGCCACAAACAAAUCAACCGCCUCGAGGAUCUCUCUGCUCGCCUCAAUGAUCUUGAGAUGAAUAGUCCCAAUAAAAGACUUUCCAGCAAGAAGGUGGCAAGGCAGCUGCACCAGACGAGCUCGCUGGCCGUGGGGGUGAUGGAGGAAUCCUACCGGGAGAGCCUGGAGUGCACCGACGAGGACAUCACCGACAAGGUGGUGUUCCUGGAGAAGCGGGUGACGGAGCUGGAGAAGGACACGGCUGCCAACGGGGAGCAGCACAGCCGCCUCCGGCAGGAGAACCUGCAGCUGGUGCACAGAGCAAAUGCACUCGAGGAGCAGCUGAAGGAGCAGGAGCUGAGGGCUGACCAGACCCUGCUGGAGGAGAUCAAGAAGCAGAGGGAGCUGCUCAGCAAAAUGGAGAGGGAGAAGAGCAUUGAGAUCGAGAACCUGCAGGCCAGGCUGCAGCAGCUGGAUGAUGAGAACAGCGAGCUGAGGUCCUGUGUCCCCUGCCUGAGAGCCAACAUUGAGAGGCUUGAGGAGGAGAAGCAGAAGCUGCUGGAUGAGAUUGAGGACCUCACUGUGCAGCUCACAGAGGAGCAGGAGAAAAAGAGGAAGAUGGGAGACAAGCUGAGUCAGGAGAGGCACCAGUUCCAGAAGGAGAAGGAGUCAACACAGGAGCUCAUUGAGGACCUCAGGAAGCAGCUGGAGCACCUGCAGCUCUUCAAGCUGGAGGCAGAGCAGCGCCGGGGCCGCAGCAGCAGCAUGGGGCUGCAGGAGUACAACAGCAGGACACGGGAGACCGAGCUGGAGCAGGAGAUCAAGCAGCUCAAGCAGGAUAACAGGAACCUGAAGGAGCAGAACGAUGAGCUCAAUGGGCAGAUCAUCAACCUGAGCAUCCAGGGAGCCAAGAACCUGUUCUCAGCCUCCUUCUCCGAGUCCCUGGCAGCAGAGAUCAGCUCUGUCUCCAGAGAUGAGCUCAUGGAAGCAAUCCAGAAGCAGGAGGAGAUCAACUUCCGCCUGCAGGAUUACAUCGACAGGAUCAUCGUGGCCAUCAUGGAGACCAACCCCUCCAUCCUGGAGGUCAAGUAGUGCAGCCGGGAGGAUUUGGUGCUCUGAGAGGAUGAAGAGGGACUCCAAACGUCUUUGCACUUGAUGAAGGCACAAGGAAGCCUCAGGUCGGGGAGUGACUGAGCCACGGACCAGGGAAAAGGAAAAGCAGCAGGCAGGCUUUGUUGUCUGACUGCGUUAUUUUGAAGCCCUCCUGGCUGUGGAGGGGUGAAAGGGAACCUGGAGAAGGAGCUCAGGAAAGGGACACUGCAGGGAGUGCCUGUGGCGCUGGGGACUGUCCCGACAGGCACCGCCCCUCCGAGGGACAUGGCGAUGGAAGCGACAGCGCUGACUUUGCCCCGCUGUGCCAAAGUGUCCCUGACACAUCCACCGGGCAGAGCCAGGGCAGCGCCUCCCGGACUCGCACAGGGUUGGGGUUUGCUUUUGGUUUGGGGUUUUGGUUU
This is a messenger RNA of Melozone crissalis (California towhee), 2764 nucleotides long. It is a transcript of the gene CUNH16orf96, whose product is annotated as chromosome unknown C16orf96 homolog. Gene Ontology annotation, molecular function: calcium ion binding. The transcript has 15 exons. The coding region runs from base 30 to 2342 and encodes 770 amino acids. The record is from RefSeq and is a predicted model, not a curated record. Gene Ontology annotation, biological process: endocytic recycling; regulation of cytokinesis. Gene Ontology annotation, cellular component: cleavage furrow; midbody; endocytic vesicle. Lineage: Eukaryota; Metazoa; Chordata; Aves; Passeriformes; Passerellidae.